Acomys russatus (golden spiny mouse) is the source of this 906-nucleotide messenger RNA. RefSeq names its product putative vomeronasal receptor-like protein 4. The record is from RefSeq and is a predicted model, not a curated record. The coding region runs from base 1 to 906 and encodes 301 amino acids. Gene Ontology annotation, biological process: G protein-coupled receptor signaling pathway. Gene Ontology annotation, cellular component: membrane. The transcript has a single exon. Gene Ontology annotation, molecular function: pheromone receptor activity. Lineage: Eukaryota; Metazoa; Chordata; Mammalia; Rodentia; Muridae.
AUGGACUGGAAUAACAUUAUCCAGACAAUAAUCUUCCUUUUUCUUACUGGACCUGGAAUUUCUGGGAAUAUACUAAUGUUUGUGAGACAUGUAUAUACUUCUGCCUUGGGGACCGAGAAAAAGACUGUUGACAUUAUUCUCAUCCACUUGGCAUUUUCUAAUAUGGUCAUUAUUUGUAGCACAGGGAUCAGAGACAUAGCCACAGUGUUUUAUUUCAGAAACUUCCUAGGAGAUAUUGGCUGUAAAGCUGUAGUUUUUCUGGCGAGGAUGGCACGAGGCCUCUCCAUCUGCACCACCUCUCUCCUCAGUAUGGUCCAGGUACUCACCAUCAGUCUCAGGACCACCAUUUGGUCAAAGCUCAGGCCACAGACAGCAAGACAAGUUGUUAUCUACAUCUUCCUCUUUUGGAUCUUUAAUGUCCUCACAGCUUCUAACUUAUUGUACUAUAUUACCGCAGGCAGUGGCAUGAACAGAUCUGUAAUUGCAGAGUAUAUUGGGUAUUGUUAUAUGCUGCCUUCCAGGAGCAUAGUUAAGUGGCUUUUCAUUUCACUCAUGACUGUUCGUGAUCUCAUCUUUCAGAGUCUCAUGGGCUGGAGCAGUGGAUACAUUUCUUUUCACCUCUAUAAACAUCACAAGCGUGUCUUCUACCUUCAUAGCUGCAAGCAUGUAAAUAGUUCCAGUCCAGAGAUCAGAGCUUCUCAGAGUGUCCUCGUUCUCAUGACCUUUUUCCUUUUUUUUUAUUGGGCAGACUUCAUUUUCUCCUUUUACAUAGGUUCCAUGGUGACACAUGAGUCCUUUAUACUAAAUAUUAAAACAUGUCUGGUACUUGGUUAUGCUGUUCUCAGCCCCUUUGUUCUGCUGAGCAGAGAUGUCCCUGCUGCUAAAUCCUUCAGUUCUCACAGAUAA